Molecule: messenger RNA, 3066 nt
Organism: Mirounga angustirostris (Northern elephant seal)
Lineage: Eukaryota; Metazoa; Chordata; Mammalia; Carnivora; Phocidae
Gene: YPEL1
Product: yippee like 1
Exons: 5
Coding region: 370-729 (119 amino acids)
Source: RefSeq, a predicted model, not a curated record
GCGGCGCGGCCGGGCCGCGGCUCCAAAACAAAGGGCAGGCGGCCCGCGGGGCGGCGGCGGGAGGAUGCCUCGCGCCCUGCCGAGGCGCCAACGGCCGCAGCGCGUCCCGGGCCGCGCCGGCGCCGCCUGAGAGCCGAGCCCGCGCUGACCGGGACCCGGGCCGGAUGGGCGCUGCGGGCCGGGGCGCGGACCGCCGAGCGGCCGUUGUGACAUUUUUCUCUCGUCCCAGCUGUGUGGACAGUGCCACACGCCCUCCGAACAACAACGGCUCUUGCGUGCAUCUUUCAGUGUUUCUUUUGUCAGAGAGCCCAGCAGAGCCACCAGCCUUCCAGUGCCAGCCCUGAGCUGAGCGAGGAGUGCCCAGCCGAGAUGGUGAAGAUGACAAAAUCCAAAACUUUCCAAGCUUAUCUGCCAAACUGUCACCGAACAUACAGCUGUGUCCACUGCAGAGCCCACCUGGCCAAUCACGAUGAGCUGAUCUCCAAGUCUUUUCAGGGAAGUCAGGGACGAGCCUACCUCUUCAAUUCUGUGGUGAAUGUGGGCUGCGGCCCCGCAGAGGAGAGGGUCCUUCUCACUGGCCUGCACGCGGUCGCAGACAUCUACUGUGAAAACUGCAAAACCACGCUCGGGUGGAAAUAUGAACAUGCCUUUGAAAGCAGUCAGAAAUAUAAGGAAGGAAAAUUUAUUAUUGAGCUUGCCCACAUGAUCAAAGACAAUGGUUGGGAGUAAAGUGAAAACUUUGUUCUCUUCUGAAUACUAUUUUGUGAAAGAGACUGUAAGCGUAACGGAGGCAUCCUGGAUGACAGUAUUUCUUGAACUUGAACCUUACGGCGGGCUGGCCUCUCCCGGCCGUUCAGGUGGUAAGGUGUCCCUCCAGCCUCUCUCCUGUUCACGUACAUGGCUGUUUCUGAAAUGUUUCAAUGACCUUUUUCUAACUUCUCAAGUUCUAGAGAAAGAAUUAACCGAUGACUUACCUGUCUAGUUAAUACCUUCCUUUAAGCUAUGCCUUUAAGAUAGAGUUUGGCUGUGCUCCUUCAUGUUUGAUAGAAACCAAACCAAACUUCCGCGGACCACAGGGUUAGGGGCUUUUUGGGGAGCAAGCUCACUCCCCUCUUUUUUUGAGUGAGGGUACUGUAGGCCACUUUUUUUUCUAUUUGUGAAACUACAGAUGGGUUAUUCCUCUUGCAUAUGAGCUGUUAAGGCAUAGUGCUCAUUUAGGAAUCUUCCAGAAACAGUCAAGAAAUCUAUACACCAAGGGACCAUUUUUUUUUAAAGCCUUGUUGAGAACUAGACGACAUCACUGAUUACAUUUUAGAUAAGCUAUAAAUAGAGAAAUCUGUCUAAUGGAACAUCUUGUUUAUUUAAGCCAACAGCCUCCUUAUCUAGAAAGCGUCAGCAAAGACUGUCCUCGCGGGCCGCAGGUGCACAUGCGCAUAGGGCUGCAGGCCGGCAGGGCUCUGGAAGUGGGGCUUCUGUGGUAGGUGCUGAUGGGGCGGUCCACGCAGUUAGAGGUUAACGCACUGGACUGAGUCAAAUCGGAUUUCCUUUUUUAUUCUGUUGUACUUGAAGAAAAUGAAUUACUUUUGCAUAUGAAAGAGACCAGAACUAGCGGGAUGAACUUCCAAACUUGAGAUUUGGGAGAUUAUUUUAAAAUUUUUUUCAGGAAAGAGUCAAGUUCCAAAACAGAUUUAAACUUUGUAAAUGAAUAUGGGUCUCCCGUGCCCCACUGGUUCUGUCCCUUGAGCUGACACAGAAGCGACUUGGGCGGUCUUCUAUGCCCCGUGUCUCUGCAAUGUAUUUUAAGUUCUGAUCCACCUGUGCCUCCGCAGGGAGAGGGCACGAGGCAGGGUUAUGGCCAGUUUUCAGAGAAUGGAGGCCAAAAAUCAUUCCCAAGUAAGUUUUGGUUUUCAAUAUUCUGACCUGACUCCGGCUGCUGGGCCCGACCUGCUGCUCCAGGAGUCUGGUGGGGCCUUGCGUGUAGCAUGGCAUGAAACUCCUGAGACCCCAGUGCUGGGGGACGGGAAAAGGGCCCAGCGAGGUAGGGAGAGAGAAGGGCAGCGCACCCCGGCCCGCGGCUCUGAAACCACCUGCAGAGAAGGUCAGCCCAGGGGCACGUGUGAGCUGGCCAGGAAGGGUGGGAGAAUGGCUUCCGGUCCCUGGGAGGUCCCUUCCCUCCCCCCAGCCCUCCCCUGAGCCCAGAGCCCACGGCCCGGGCAGGCACUGGGCUCCCGACUGGUUCUGGCACAGCUGCCCCCCUAGAGCUUCCCUUUUGGCACCCUCUUUCUGGCUCAGAGCGAAGCCUUGGGAUGUGGGGAGAUGCGGCGCCCUGCUCCGGGCAAGGGGACAGGCGCCCGAGUUAGCGUACGCACGUCUCCAGGUGUCAAGGGCAGGUCUUCGUACAGCUGUGUGAGCCUCUGCGCGUGCAGGUACUCCAGCAGGCUGCUCUUCCCCGAGCUGGCGUCCCCCGCAGAUUUCGGUUGUCCCAGCACAGUCCCCGUGUGUCUAAGUUCACGUUCAGCUGUACAGCCUUCAGGCGCCCGGGCCCGCAGGCGCAGCGCACUCGCUGCCAUGCUCUGAAAUCCGAAGACGCUACGCCCUCGAGCUGGCACGUGCAGCGUGGACAUCUGCGGCUUCCGUCCUUAGUGGCCACUUUGAAGGGACAGAAAGGCCCUUUCAUUGAGGAGUGAGUACUCAUCAUUGAAAACGUCGCCUAAACUGACAUUUCCCUUCUCGUCUUAGUUCCUCCGUAAGCCUCUAUGCUGCGCCCGAGGCCCAGAGAGGAUGAGGGCCGGGGGGUCCCGGGGGUGCCGAGGGCAGGGCUCCCGAGCGCUUCCCAAGCUCACUUAAACUGAAGAAUCUUCUCAAAUUUUUCUGACCGAGUUUUGUGUAUACUAAACCUAUAUUUAAAGCUUUUGUAUGUUCUGGGCAAGUUUACUGCUCCUUCGAUUUGAGCACUUUGGUUUUUGUAUUGUCUUUUGUGAUGGCAUUGAAACAUUUUUACUAGUGGUCUUCUGCCUUAUUUUGUAAUUUUUUUUUUGUAAUUGAUACCAACGAAAACUCUUACCA